Messenger RNA from Aethina tumida (small hive beetle), 3995 nucleotides. RefSeq names its product adenylate cyclase type 2-like (gene Adcy2). NCBI's taxonomy places the organism in Eukaryota, Metazoa, Arthropoda, Insecta, Coleoptera, Nitidulidae. Gene Ontology annotation, molecular function: adenylate cyclase activity. Bases 183 to 3422 code for a protein of 1079 amino acids. The record is from RefSeq and is a predicted model, not a curated record. The transcript has 21 exons. Gene Ontology annotation, biological process: adenylate cyclase-activating G protein-coupled receptor signaling pathway; intracellular signal transduction; cAMP biosynthetic process. Gene Ontology annotation, cellular component: plasma membrane.
UAUCGGAUCGACGUCUUGCAUCGGUUUGUAGCCGAGCGUCGGGACGUCUUCGACGACGCGCGACACUUGUUGUACAAUUCGCGAUUUUUGCAUAUCGUGUGAUUUUUUUUGGUGAACGUUUUUUAUUUAUUUUUUGAGGUGGUUUCUGUCUCUGGGGCAAAUUGCCGAACCUGCCUGACAAAAUGAGUAAUCAAGUGGAUGGAAUGGAGUUGGAGACUCUUUAUCAACGAUACUGCAUCCGAUUGAAGCACGCCCUAUUUCUGUCCUGUUUAACUGUGUCAGCAAUUACCUCUGUGGGACUGCUUAUUGCUACGUGUGCGUUGCAGGAUGUACAUGAGAUACCGAUGCCAGUCAUAGUGUUAUCCCUUCUGGCCUUUGCUUUAAUAACGAUCCUGAUGGCAUCCCAGUUCCCACCAAUCAUGGAAUCGGAAGCUUGGGCUCUGACGGCGUCGUUGUUAAUAAUCGGGGCCGCGACGACGGCCAUGCUCCUGCUGGCCGGCCGACACGCGCCCCUUCCUCUGUUCGCGCUCCUGGUUGCGGUCCACACCAUGUUACCGCUGUCCAGGGCGGUCUCCUCCGUGCUGGCGGUGGUAGUGACGGUGGCCCACGUCGCCGUCUCGGUUGCCUAUCGGCUGCAAGCUGGAGAUCGAGCUUACUUCGAACAGUUGGUUCCGGAAUGUGUCGUGCUGGUGGUGGCCAGUGCGACUGGUCUCUAUUACCGUUACAUGACGGAAGAGGCUCACAGGAGGACUUUCGUGGGUACGAGGACUUGCAUCGAGUCGCGUGUCAAGCUUGAGUGUGAGAAGGAACAGCAGGAACAACUUUUGCUCAGCGUCAUUCCGGCUUACAUUGCUGCUGAGGUGAAACGAAGCAUAAUGCUGAAGAUGGCGGACGCUUGUCAAGAGCAAUCAAACCGAAGUUUCCACGAGAUGUACGUGCAGCGUCACAACAACGUCUCAAUCCUCUAUGCGGACAUCGUCAAUUUUACGCCCCUCUCGGAACAAUUGUCCGCCUCCGAUUUGGUCAAGACACUCAACGAAUUGUUCGGCAGGUUCGACCAAAUCGCACAAGACAACCAAUGUAUGAGAAUAAAGAUCCUGGGGGACUGUUACUACUGCGUGUCCGGUUUGCCUGUGUCGCGUCCGAAUCACGCCUACAACUGCGUGAAUAUGGGACUGCAAAUGAUCGAGGCCAUCAGGUUCGUCCGUGAGGCGACCGGUUUCAACGUGGACAUGAGGAUCGGAAUACACACCGGAAACGUGCUGUGCGGCGUGUUGGGAUUAAGGAAGUGGCAGUUCGACGUGUGGAGCGACGACGUCACUUUGGCCAAUCACAUGGAAUCGGGCGGCAUUGCCGGGAGGGUCCACAUAACAAAAGCGACGCUGGAUCAAUUAGGAGAUAGGUUUGAAGUCGAACCAGGGGACGGGAUGAGCAGAGAAGGUUAUUUAGCCGAUCAUAAAAUCGAAACUUUUCUCAUUAUACCACCGAAGAAAGCUUCCGAAACUGAAGCCCAGAACGGAAAUUUGAAGCUGGCUCUAACCAAUUCCUCGGAGAGGAACAACAGCAUCAGCGACGGCGGCGGCAUGAGCUCGGCAACACCUGGUGGUCCACCCACACGUUCCAGACCCUCCAGCAAGAUGACCAAGUACGUGGAGUGUUGGGGUGCGGACAAACCGUUUGCCAACAUCGCCGAAUCCACGUUGGCCAAGAACAUUGAGUUGACGUCCACUUCGUAUCUUCAGACACUAGCAAUGAUAGAAUCGAACCUGCUGCCCGAUAGGAGUACGUGUCUGCAAUGCAAGAAAUGGUGGAGCAGCGACGAACUUCAUCCAGCGCUGUUGUGGUUCCAGAACAGAAAGCAGGAGAGGGAAUACCGCAGCCAACCCGAUUCGGAGUUUCGCUAUUACAUAGCGUGUGCCUCCGUUAUUUUUAUUGCUAUGUGUGUCAUGCAGAUCGCCACAAUACCCAGUACAAUAGUGCUGUAUGGUACUCUAUCACCAACUUUGGUGGUUCUGUUGAUCUUCGUGUACCUGUGCUGGCUUGACGGCUGCUGCGGUCCACGACCACCCUCGGACACACCGGCCGACGAGCCAGGAGUUUGUGCACCUCCAGGACAAAUCGUCGCUGAAAGUCGUUGUCUCAGGUUGGCGAUAUUCCUUGUUUCUGUGACUCUCAUUUCGGCCUGUGCUGUCAUCACAUUAGUGGAUUACAAUCCCAUCAAUAAAUCAGACUUAUUCACUGCUAGUGCACUGACUUCAAAUGACACUAACUUUACAUUAGAAGACUUUGUUCCUCAAUAUGUACCACAAAAUUUAAAUAAUUUGCCUAAUAACAUAUCAACAUUUUUAUCGAAUGACACCAUCAUUGAAGAUUUAAACCAAAUAGUCCACUACGUGCCGACGUAUUUGUAUAGUUCUGCCUUGGUAUUGGCGGCUAUAUCUGUGUUUCUUCGUAUUGGAUUCAUCUUGAAACUGGGAUUAAUGGUUGUUUCCGUGAUUACGCAUAUUGUAAUUUAUAGUUAUUUAGAGUUUUUCCAAAAAUAUCACGACGCCCACGAUGAUGAGUUUCCCAAUAUACCGUUUGAAAUUAAGAGCGCCUUAGUGUUGGCAUUAGUUGUAAUCUUCUUCCACAUUCUGGACAGACAAAUUGAAUUCACAUCCAGGACUGAUUAUUUAUGGAAAGCCAAAUUAAAGGUGGAACAAGAAGAAGUUGAGACUAUGAGGGGAAUUAAUAAAAUAUUGUUAGAAAAUAUCUUGCCCGCUCACGUCGCCGAACAUUUCUUGAUGACACGAGCUAACCAAGAAUUGUACCACGAACGUUACUCCUGUAUAGCAGUGAUGUUCGCCUCAAUUCCCAAUUACAAGGAGUUUUAUGACGAAAGUGAUGUUAAUAAACAGGGAUUAGAGUGCUUAAGGUUGCUCAAUGAAAUCAUUUGCGAAUUUGACAAAUUACUUUUAAAACCCAAGUUCAGUUGUAUCGAAAAAAUUAAAACCAUCGGAAGCACGUACAUGUUGGCCUCUGGAUUGCGGCCAGGAAAAGAAGAAAGUAGUAAGGCCUCUAGAAAAGAAGAACAUAUCAUAAUCGCCCUCGUAGACUUUGCCGUUUUACUAAUGUCGAGUUUGGAUCAAAUUAACAGGGAUGCUUUCCAGAGGUUCAAACUGAGAGUUGGUUUAAACCAUGGACCAGUGAUAGCGGGAGUGGUAGGCGCCCAAAAACCCCAGUACGACAUUUGGGGCAACACAGUCAACGUAGCAUCCAGAAUGGACUCCUGUGGUAUAAUGGGUAGGAUUCAGGUGACCGAGGACACCGCCAAAAUCCUGAUGAAUGCAGGAUACAAUUGCGAAUGUCGAGGACCUACUUAUGUGAAGGGAAAAGGCACACUGACGACGUACUUCGUCAAGACGCAGUUCGACGAUAAAUAGCGAUGCGAGGAGUGUUAGGACAAUUUUAGUUCGAUUUUUAAGGUUUCUAAGAAUGAACCUCGGAAACUGUAAAUGUUUCGGUUCCUAUGUAAAUUUCAAGCCUAGUUUACUUUUUAUGACUUUUAUUCAUAUACAAAAAAUGAUAUUUUUUCUAGUCGUGUAAAUACUCAGCAAAAUCAAAAUAUUUACUACUUGCUGAAUCUGUGUCGUAAUUUAUCUAUACUCACUUGUUUCCUGUUCCAUUUAGCUCAGUGUAGUUCUUAAAAUGUGUCUUGAUGAUAUUGUAAUAUAUAUGUAUCAUGCAUUUUAAACAGUAGGGCUCUCUUCCAAAUUUUAGAAUUUCUGGAAGAUUUCCUGAAUCACAUUGCUAAGAUUAAGUACCUGACUGAUAUUAAGUAAUUCAAAUAAUCUAUGUGGAUGCUUGUAGUAAAUAGUAAAAACACCAAAACAUAUAGAAUGGAUGUUCGUUAUAGAGCAAAUUAAGGUUUCAUUAUUUUACAUAUACAAUUAAAUUGAUGUAAAUUAUAGACAAACGUUAUCAGUGUAAAUGUAUUUAUUAAAUUUUCAUGACAA